Populus euphratica (Euphrates poplar) is the source of this 768-nucleotide messenger RNA. RefSeq lists its product as uncharacterized. The record is from RefSeq and is a predicted model, not a curated record. The transcript has 3 exons. The coding region runs from base 189 to 479 and encodes 96 amino acids. Lineage: Eukaryota; Viridiplantae; Streptophyta; Magnoliopsida; Malpighiales; Salicaceae.
CGAAUCAAAUAGACCCAUUUCAUAAUUCUGCCAACCUCUCUAUCUCAGACGGGCACGGAAGACGAAAUCCCGAACUUAUAAAAUACAACUUCCCCUCGUCGUAAUUCAAUUCAACCAAACUUCCUGCUCAGUUCCCAGUAUAUUGCAGGUUUUGAAGGGCAUUGAACUGGAUUGGCUGUUUGUUAUAGAUGGCAUUAAGGCGCUUAUGUGGGUUCUCAGAUGGGGAGUUGAUGAGGUCAGAUUGUAAGCCUUGCUCUAGAUUGAUGAGGCAAACAGCUGGAAUUUUUAGUGUUGGAGGAGCAUUUGGUUUCUGGAUUCUCUGUAGGUUGCAUUAUGGUCCAAGAAUUACAAAUCCUAGAAGUCUUCGGUGGGCUGCUUGUGGAGCUAUUGCUUGGAGUUCAACUUCUGCUCUGCUGGUCCGCCUUUUUAGCCCUGAAUGUGAACCCCAGAAUAUAGCUGCUUAUGACAAAGUAAAAUAGCAAUAGGUUACCCAUGAAGGUUGAAAUUAUGUUGUGGCAAAUUAGCUAUCCGCUGGUCUUUUAUAUAGAGACCAUAAAUUUUCUAGGUUGACCACCAGGACUGGAUUCUUGUAUUGCCUUAUUGUCCAGUGGUGUGAUUAUUAUCAAAUGACUGAUUUGAGUUUUGAGUCAGCUCCUUCUGAGAGGCUGGAGUCGUCAGAGACUGUACUUUUAGAAUGGAUUAGAGACAGAGCAGAGCCAUAACUCUUGUCAAUGCACGGAAAAGUAAGAUUGCAGUGAUUAUCCUCUA